Messenger RNA from Spodoptera littoralis (African cotton leafworm), 834 nucleotides. NCBI's taxonomy places the organism in Eukaryota, Metazoa, Arthropoda, Insecta, Lepidoptera, Noctuidae. The record is from the annotation of a GenBank genome assembly.
AUGUCGCUCUUAGGCAGAAUGAAGGAGACAUAUGACUAUAUAUUUUAUGAUCUUUGUGAUCCAAGGACCAGAGAUUGGUCUCCAUCUCCUGUAGCGGUAUACACAAUCAUUCCAUUGUACUUAUAUUUCUGUAACAAAUUGGGUCCACAACUUAUGAAAGAUCAAAAACCGUUUAAGUUAAAAAGGCUCAUAAUGAUUUAUAAUAUAUUCCAAAUAAUUGCCAGCGGCUAUAUAGUUUAUUUGGGCCUAUACAGUGGUUGGUUUACUACAUACAGUUGGACGUGCCAGCCUGUAGAUGAGACUGACAACCCUACAUCUCGAACGAUGCACAAAGCGUUCUGGACAUACACCGUUGUUAAGUUCAUCGACAUGCUUGACACAGUUUUCUUCGUUUUAAGAAAAAAAGACAGGCAAAUAUCUUUCCUGCAUCUUUUCCAUCAUUCUAUGAUGCCCCUUGCAUCGUAUAUUGGACUCAAAUACUACCCCAAUGGCCACGCAACUCUGCUCGGCCUCAUAAAUAGUUUUGUCCACGUAGUGAUGUAUACUUACUACCUCAUCGCAGGCCUUGGUCCUAAGUACCAGAAAUAUAUCUGGUGGAAGAAGCAUCUCACUACUAUGCAGUUGGUCCAGUUCGCCACAAUCUUCCUUCACAAUCUGUCUGCUCUAUACGAAAACUGCGGUUAUCCAAGAUGGAUCUCCACUAUCCUCUGUGUUCAUAGUCUACAAUUCCUUUACAUGUUCGGCAAUUUCUACUACAUGUCCUAUGUUAAAGAAAAUAAAUCAAACUCCAAUGGAAAUCUCAAAAAUGGCACUAGUAAAGUCAAGGCUAAUUAA